This is a messenger RNA of Closterium sp. NIES-67, 2036 nucleotides long. NCBI's taxonomy places the organism in Eukaryota, Viridiplantae, Streptophyta, Zygnematophyceae, Desmidiales, Closteriaceae. The record is from the annotation of a GenBank genome assembly.
CUUCUGCCUGCUGCCUGUGGCAAUGGUUAUGGCAAGGCAACCGUACUACCACUCUCUCUAGUAUCCACCGGCGCCUAUCUCGCGCUUCCCGAACGCGUCGCGUUACGCCUCGGCGCGCCGCGCCUCAGUCAGCAAAGCAAGCAAGCUAAGCAGCGGCCCUUUCUUCUGCCUCCUCUUGAACCGGACGGUCAGAAGGGAAUCUUUGAGGCGCCGAAGAAAUCGCAGCACCCCCUUUCUUCUGCUCCCUCUGGAAACUGACAGUCAGCAGUCGGCUGUCACCAGUCGAGUCGCGGCGAUGGGCGUCCGUCUGAUAAGCGAACCGCCUCCUCUGAUUCAAUUCCACUCUCCAUGGCCCCUCAUGCGUCUGCCCGAUACGGUUGUCGCUACGUCGCGAAACGGCGACAAGACGACGGCGUAUAUCGCAGGGCUGUUAUCAUCAUGUCGGCCACUAGCCGUAUCUGCCGUGUGUUCUGUACCGAUCGCAUGUGCUUACCAGACCAGAGGCACAUCGACUCGGGCCCUUUUCAACUCGUUCCGCUGCUUCUCGCCCGGUAGCUAGCAACUCUACUGCUGUACAGCCAGGGUAGCAACUCUACUUCUCGGCCAGUAGCAACUCUACUGUCUUGCAUUUAAUGCAAAUCGCAGCAGCCCCUGCUUCUCGAAUCCCCCUCUGGGUACUGUAGAAUCUCCGAGUAUUGAGUCCCAAGGCGUAAACCCGCGGUCCUCGGACAAUGCGGCCUCAUUAUCACCAGCUCUUAUUCGCAAUGAAUCGAUCUGCCGGCGUUUACUAGCCCCGAUAGGGACUACGACAGCCACUGAUUGAGUCAGAGCAUUUAAAUCGACCGGAAAGAGUCCCGAAAGGCCCUUCAUUGCGGUACCUCCACGUGACGCGAUGGCCGACCUACCCCCGCGCGCCCCACUCCCGCGCGCCCCACUCCCGCGCGCCGUACUCCCGCUCGUCCUUCUCCUCCUGCCCCUCCUCGCGUCGCUGUCGCUUUCAGCCGCCGCAACAGCAGCGAAACCAAGGCACACAGGGGCGGGCUCUGCCGCCUUUCCCCUCGAAAAGGGUAAUAAGGAGAAGUACCCCUUGAAGUUCCACUGGCCUUCAGGGAAAGGAAGCAGAAGCUUUCUCCCGGGACUUCUGCCGGGGAAAGGAAAGGGAGGCGGCAAGGGCAAAAGCGGCAGCACCGGCGGCAGUAGUAACGGCAGUCGCGGCGGCUCUAGCGCCGGUGAUACGAUGGGUGCGGCCGCGAAUGGAGGGAUGGGGAUGGGCGGAAGCAGUAGGUUUGGGGGGGGAGACCUGGGUGGUGGUUCGAUGGGCGGAUCUGGCGGUGGUUCGAACGGGAUCUCCGGGGGAGGUUCGGGAUCGGGAAGCGGAGGGAACACGGGGGGGGGAGGAAACGCAAGCAGCGGCGGAGGCGGAGUGGCGGAGUCGAAUUUGACGGCGGAGCAGCAAGCAGCGCUGGCUAAAGUGAACGCCGUUUUGGGAUUUCUGGAGAAGCGGAAAUUCACAGGAAGUGCGAUGGGCAUCGAUUUCAGUGGUCUGACUGAGACCCUUACGACUACACUCACCAGCAACAAUAUUACGAUCUUUGCGCCAACCAAUGGAGCCUUUUUCCGCAUGCCAAAAAGCGUGCGCUUUGGUGGGCUGAGGAGGAAGCCAACUGUUUUGAAACAGGUCAUGGCCUAUCACGUGCUGCCACGUCGACUGGAGUUCAGUGACCUCAAGGCCCUUGGGAAUGGCUAUCUGUUCCAAACACUCAAUGGAAUGCCCCUUAGGAAGAACCAAACGAACUGCCUGCGCAUUGCCAGGCUGGGGGACUCCUUGGGGGUGCGAGUUGUGCUUGGAGACAUGUACACGAGCCCGUCGAUUGUUGUUCAUGGUGUAGACGCUGUACUACUUCCAAGCGGAAAGGGCUUCUUGGCAUCAUUGGCAUAGACAAUAUGUAGGGUAAAAUGAGGUGAUUCUUUAUGGUUGAGGUGGUGCAUGGCUUUCUAAAUCAUGUACCCUUCCAAAAUAAGAUAUUAUAAUCUCA